CGUAGGCUGGACCCAGCCGCUCCUGCUGCCCGCGAUGCCGAGGCCGGAUCCGGGACCCUGGGCACUCCGGUCGGUUCUCGGCGUGUAAGGCGCAGAGGGAGCCCAUGGCGGAGGCCUGUGAGGCGGAAGGCGGCAGCCUGGCGGCGGAGGAGGAGGAUGAGGAGCGGGAGCCGCUCCUGCCGCGGGUCGCCUGGGCCCAGCCGCGGAAAGGCGCCCCGGGCAGCGCCGUGCGGCUGCUGGAGGCUGCGGGGGACGCGGGGGACGCGGGCGAGGCCGGCGACGGAGAAGAGCUGCUGCUUCCCGGGGACUCGGCCGGCUGCGCCUCCCGGGACGUGGGGGUCCCGCGGACGUCACCCACCGACCUGGACCGGAGCCGCCUCUCGGGUGCAGCAACUACUAAUAUCUCAGAGAUGAAUGCAUUCUUGGAUGAUCCAGAAUUUGCUGAUACUAUAUUGAAAGCAGAGCAAGCAAUAGAACUGGGAAUUUUUCCUGAAAGAAUCUCUCAAGGUUCAAGUGGAAGUUACUUUGUGGCAGAUCCUAAGGGGAAAAUUAUUGGUGUGUUUAAACCCAAAUCGGAAGAGCCAUAUGGUCAGCUGAACCCCAAAUGGACCAAGUAUGUACAUAAGGUCUGCUGCCCUUGCUGCUUUGGCAGAGGCUGCCUGCUUCCUAACCAGGGAUAUCUUUCUGAAGCCGGUGCCUACCUUGUGGAUGAAAAACUUCACCUGGGCAUUGUCCCAAAAACAAAGGUUGUUUGGCUUGUCAGUGAAACAUUUAACUACAGCGCAAUUGAUCGUGCAAAAUCCAGAGGCAAGAAGUAUGCUCUAGAAAAAGUGCCAAAAGUGGGUAGAAAGUUUCAUCGGAUAGGGCUCCCUCCUAAGAUUGGUUCCUUUCAGUUAUUUGUUGAAGGUUACAAGGAGGCUGAAUAUUGGCUUAGGAAAUUUGAAGCUGAUCCUUUGCCUGAGAAUAUUAGAAAACAAUUUCAGUCACAAUUUGAAAGAUUAGUUAUUUUGGAUUACAUCAUCAGAAACACAGACAGGGGAAAUGAUAACUGGUUAAUCAGAUAUGAAAAGGAGAAAUGUGCAAAGAAAACUGACUGUGAGGAAUCAAACUGGACCAAUGAUGAAAAGUCACUUAUUAAAAUAGCUGCAAUUGAUAAUGGUCUAGCAUUUCCUUUUAAACAUCCUGAUGAAUGGAGAGCAUAUCCAUUUCACUGGGCAUGGCUUCCCCAGGCAAAAGUUCCUUUUUCUGAAGAAACAAGAAACUUGGUUCUUCCAUAUAUUUCUGACAUGAACUUUGUACAAGAUUUGUGUGAAGAUCUUUAUGAACUCUUCAAGACUGACAGAGGAUUUGACAAAGCCACUUUUGAAAACCAGAUGUCUGUGAUGAGGGGUCAGAUCUUAAAUCUUACUCAGGCGUUGAAAGAUGGGAAGAGCCCAGUGCAGCUGGUUCAGAUGCCCUGUGUGAUCGUGGAACGCAGCACAGGGGGAAGCCAGGGUCGCAUCGUCCACCUCGGCAGCUCCUUCACCCAGACCGUGCACUGCAGGAAGCCGUUUUUCUCCUCCUGGUAGCAGAUGUAGGAGAAGCAGAAACAAACUGGUACCAUCGUGUUGUUAAAACAUUGCAGUCACGUAAAUCCAUUAUUAAGGUCUCCGGUUGCCAAAACCUCAAAUAAUCAAGCCUCUUAAAAUGUUAUAUUUUGAAUGUAAUCAAAAGUUUACAGCUUUUUUGUCCAAAUAUUACAUUUCUAUUUCAGGGGGAAAGUGAUAUAUCUCCCAUAUUAUAUUUUUGCAGAAAUUGUAUGUCUUAUGUGUUAUUAAGAUAAUUUCAUGGUUUACAAACGCUGGAGUAUGGGAUUCCAGGUGGAAAAAUAUGUUUGUUGGCCUUAAGUUGAGUGACUUUUUACAUCCUUUUUAUACACUGAGCAGACUGCACACUCUUAUUUACAAAAGGCCUUGGAGGGGCCUGCGUUUGCCCCACUAGUAGGAACCCUAGAGUAGCUAGUUCAGAACAACACAAGGACAUAACAAUAUUGCCUUAAUUUUUAAAGCUGCUAUUUUAGAACUUGCAAGAGAGUCCUAAGUGACCAUUAUUAGGGACCAAAAUCUUAUAUCUUGGUUAAGCAACUAGUGAAUUUUUUUUAGCUUUACAGUGUUUUUAGUGAAUUUUACUCUAAUGAGGGGAGAAAAUCUGAAGAUUCUGUCCCUUUAAAAAAGUUGAAUUGCUCUAGUGAGAUUUGAGGGAAAUAAUAUCAAAUUAAGGUAGAUCCCUAAUACUUUGAAAUUUCUAAAAUAUCUUUAGAAAUUCUCUAGUUUUUGUCAUGGGAUCAAGUAGUUGAUCAGUUAGAACUUCAGAGUACUGAAUCUGUUCAGUUUAAUAUUUCAGUUAGUAUUAGACCUCACUGAAACAUAAAAUCUAUUCAACAGUAUAUAUCACACUAUAUUUUAGGACCCUAAGUUAUAAAUUCUUAAAAUAAUGGUAGAAUUUGAACUGAACAGAUUUUUUUUAUCAUUCUAGUCAGUUUCAGAUUAUCAGCCUAAAUGCAAGGGGAACAUGACAGAAAUAACCAGGAAGUGACUUAGGAUUGGUUCUGAGUUAAUGGGCUGCUUAGAGUAUGAGAAUGGCUGACAUUCCUGGCACUCGGAGCCUGCUUGUUCAACAAGGGUCAGGCGCCACUUGGCGAGGGCCUGGUAGCAACUGACAAGGGCCCAGUGCUGCACAGCAAGGGCCUGGUAUCACCUGACAAGGGCCCAGUGCCACUCAGCGAGGGCCUAGUCCAGUCGGCCCGAGAAGCAGGUGCUUCCUUGUCUUUGCAGCCUUGGAGCCAGGAUCAUCCCCUGCCCAAUAGACUACACUGGAUGCCCUGGGGGUUGGGCCUCUUGUGUGCUAAGCUUUUACUCUCUUGUGAUUUUUAUAAUGGAUUAUUUUUGUGUAAAAAGUGUUUGCUGAUGGCUGCAUUAGAAUGAAGACAGGUGUGCAGUCCUGUCUUGCUCUCUCUUGGUCUCUGCAGAGGGCAUGAAUGAGAACACUGCUGCCCUGCGGGGUCCUUGGGGAACCUGCGUUCUCCUACCUCUCCAGUGCUCCCUUAGCUCAACUGGGAGAUAACGGAAACUUAACUGGAAUCCGAAAACUCAGACUAUGGGUACUAUUUUUAAAAUAAAUACUGCUAAUUAAAAUAUGUAGUAGUCAAAAUGUGCCUUUUGAAGAUGUGUUCUGAAAGAAAGGAAGCCUUUCACUGUGCUGUGGGUGUAACUUUCUUAAAAUAGUUCUUACAGUAUUUUAAGAGUGCUGUAUUAAUUAUUAUAAUGGGGAGCUUAGUAAAUCACUACUGUUGCAUACCCUAAAAUUAAAAUAGUUUGAAAAUAUUUUUACAUGUCUGAGAAUGCAGUAAAGUUGAAUUAUUUAUCACAAGUCAAAAUAUGUUAGCUGUAUUUUAUAAAGUUUCAUGAGCAUAAUUCUCAUUUAAAUAUUGUAUUUUUUAAUGAGUAUAUUUAUAUUAAUAAACAUAGUAGACUAAGGGCAAUAAAAAAGAUUGUAUGAAAGCUAGAUUUCUCCUGGAUGUAUGUAUAUGAAAUAUUUAGGAUGUUUGUGAACACAUAGACAUUUGUAAAUGGUGCCAGACCAUUCUUUUAUUACUUAGUAGUAUAGUGUGGUUCUUUAUAAUUCCAAGAGAAAACAUUGAAACUGGAACUUUUCUUAUCAAAACAUUUUGACUUUAUGUAAGUAUGUGCUGCCUUCUCCAAAAUUUAUUGGAAAUUGAAGAUUGUGGGUUUUUUGCAGACUUGAAAAUAAUUUAAUUCACAUAUAAAACAGACGAAAAAAACAUUUCAAUGUAAGGUUCUAUGCUGACAUUAAAACCUUACUCAAACUGCUGGU
This is a messenger RNA of Ochotona curzoniae (black-lipped pika), 3873 nucleotides long. It is a transcript of the gene PI4K2B, whose product is annotated as phosphatidylinositol 4-kinase type 2 beta. Bases 105 to 1568 code for a protein of 487 amino acids. The record is from RefSeq and is a predicted model, not a curated record. Lineage: Eukaryota; Metazoa; Chordata; Mammalia; Lagomorpha; Ochotonidae. The transcript is spliced from 10 exons. Gene Ontology annotation, molecular function: 1-phosphatidylinositol 4-kinase activity. Gene Ontology annotation, cellular component: endosome; lysosomal membrane; trans-Golgi network. Gene Ontology annotation, biological process: Golgi organization; endosome organization; phosphatidylinositol phosphate biosynthetic process.